AUGGACCACCACUGGGAGACAACAUGGCACCUGGACAGCGCCCAAACCGCUUGGUCCCCGUUGGAAUGUCCACCAGAGCUGUUGCCCGUAGAGUUUUUCUCUACCCUGAGCUGUCUACAAAGGCAUUUCAGAGAAUCUGGCAGUACAUCCAACCAGCCUCACAACCGCAGACCACGUGAUGCCAACCCAGGACCUCCUCAUCUAGCAUCUUCACCUCCAAGAUCCUCUUCACACAGUCAGUUACGGCCCCUGCUGGCCCGCUUUGGCACCAAGGUUUUUGUCGGUCCAAAAAACCUUGGGGCCAACAUUCCACAGGCCGCAAUCAACAACCUGAUCAACUUUAUGCCAAGGAGAUUUGUUGCACUGUGGGAGGAUCUCUGUGGAGAUGUGCACGGCCGCUGCUCCAGGUCUGUGGGGAUGGCUCUGAUUCCUAUAGCCAUCGUCUGCAUGCUGGCAAAUGCACUGCUGCUGUUUCCUGAUAUGAAGUACCAGUACCUGACAGAGAAUCAUGUGACCAGAGAGGCCACGUGGAGCACUGGGAUCUGGGCAUCAGGGCUUCUGGUGAGCUUGCCUCUUCUUUUGUUUGCUUUGUGCUUGUGGCGCGGGCUUUACAACACACUACGAAAGAAAGGAUGCUGUUAUUUUACCGCCGAGGUUUUGCGCAAGCUGGGCUACACGUGUUUGGCAGUUCUGGCAGCCGGCUUGUGUUUCGUGGUGAGCGGGACGGGGCUGGCCCUGGGGCCCCUCUGUUUGCACAACAGCACUGAGGGCCCCAAGUGGGGACGGCCAUUGAAACAAGUCAGAACUGGUGAGCAGCUUUACCUGUAUGCUCCGGAGCGGUGGUCGUCUGCCUGCGUGGAGCCUCGAGGGGUUGUGGUCUGGAACGUGACUCUUUUCUCCGUCCUCAUGGCAGCGAGCGGCCUUCAGCUCAUUUUCUGCGCUCUUCACCUCCUCGCCGCCGUAUUGGAGUUCAUGUGCGGACCCGGCUUUGGCAAGAAUAAGGUUGUUCCUGCUUGAAAUUACUAGAGGUUGUAAUGUCUUCAUCUCCAUGUGAGAAUGAAAAGACAUUUUUGGGGUUAAACAGUCAGCUACGACUGCUUAAUUUUAUUUUUUUUAAUGAAGAGGGAGACAGAGAGAAAUAGAAAGGGAAGUGGAAGGGGG
Molecule: messenger RNA, 1161 nt
Organism: Puntigrus tetrazona (Sumatra barb)
Lineage: Eukaryota; Metazoa; Chordata; Actinopteri; Cypriniformes; Cyprinidae
Product: transmembrane 4 L6 family member 5
Exons: 8
Coding region: 1-1017 (338 amino acids)
Cellular component (GO): membrane
Source: RefSeq, a predicted model, not a curated record